ACGGGGUCUUUCCCAAGGUGCCGGGUGACCCUGGGGUGAAUUUUCCUGAUUUAAUCCCGCUUGAAACCUCCCCGAUUCCCCGGGGGAAGGCGCUGGCGGGGCAGAUGCCGAAGGAAAAGGCGAUUCCGCUUCCCAGGAUAUUUAUAAGGCAUGGGAAACUCGUGGGGGGGUCCCAGGGGCCGCUUCGAGGGUCCUUUCUCAGCCUUUGCGGGACUGGGAACGUUCCGGGAGCUCGGUGCGGGACAAUCCCGAAGGAGCCGCCGCUCCCGGGGGAUGCGGGACCGGGGAACCGCGGCGGGAUUCCCACCGCACCCACCGGGGGAUCGGGGGGUCAAUCCCGGGGUUUUCCCAGGGAAAGGCAGGGCUGGGAAUGGGGGGAGCCAGCCGGUGUCCGUCUGUCCGUCCGUCCUCAGUCCCCACCUCCGCUCCUGCUCCCUCCACCCCCGGGAGGCUCCCGGGGCCCCACCGGGGGCGGAGGCAGGACCGGCCCGCCCCGGCGGACACCGCGGAGCGGAGGCGCUCCCGUUCCCGGUUCCUAUUCCCGGUUCCCGUUCCCGGUUUCCGUUCCCGAUUCCCGUUCCCGGUUCUCAUUCCCGAUUCCCUACUCGGAACCCCGCGGUUGCCCCGGUUCCCGUUCCCGGUUCCCAUUCCCGGUUCCGUUCCCGGUUCCGUUCCCGGUUCCGCUCCCGGUUCCCGUUCCCGGUUACAUUCCCGGUUCCCGGAACCCCGCGGUUGUCCCGGUUCCCGUUCCCGGUUCCCGGCUUGGAACCCAGCGGUUGCCCCAGUUGCCGGUACCGGUUCCCAUUCCCGGUUCCCGUUCCCGGUUCCGUUCCCGGUUCCGUUCCCGGUUCCGUUCCCGGUUCCCGUUCCCGGUUCCGUUCCCGGUUCCCAUUCCCGGUUCCGUUCCCGGUUCCGUUCCCGGUUCCCAUUCCCGGUUCCCGUUCCCGGUUCCGUUCCCGGUUCCCAUUCCCGGUUCCGUUGCCGGUUGCCGUUCCCGGUUGCCGGUCCCGGUCCCGCCAUGCCCUCCGCGUACCCGCAGCGAGCCCUGACGGUUCUGCUGCUCUUCGGGACCUUGUCCGCUGCCAUGGCCCUGCUCUCCUCCAGCCUCAUCUUCCAGCUCCCGUCGGGCCGGGCCGCCGCCGGUACCGGGGCGCUCCCGGAGCCGGUGGCCGCCGCUCUGCUGCCGGUAUCGGCCGUGCUGGCCGCGCUCUGCCUGGUGCUCAACGUGAGCUGCCUCCUGCUCUGCCUCCUGCACGGCUACUGCAGCACCGAGCUGUGCCGGGGACAGCCCGGGAGCGAGCGGGCAGACUGGUUCCUCCUGGACAGCCGGAGCGUCCGGCACGCGGCCAUCGGCCUCUUCUGCUGCGGGGUCUGCCUCUACCUCACAGCUCUGGCCCUUUUCAUGCUGCUGCUGUUCCAGCUGGAGGCCGCCAUCGCCAGCGCCUGCAUCCUGACCUCUGGAAUUCUCGUCUUGCUCAUCUCCGUGCUCCACGCGCUGCUCCGCGCUUCCCACAUUUCCCAAAUUUCCCAAAUUUCCCAGCGGAGCCGCUCGGAGCUUUCCCAAUCCUUGUACGAGAACGAUUCCGCCCGGCCCGGGGAGGAUGGGAACGCGGCUCCUGUGGAAAUCCGCCGGGAAUUCUCCUUCCCGCUUUUCCAGCGGCGCAAAUCCCAGCAGGGGAGCAAGGAAUUCCAGAGGGAAUCCCGGGAAUUCCAUGGGGAAUCCCAGCAGGAAUUCCAGAGGGAAUCCCAGAAGGAAUCCCGGGAAUUCCAUGGGGAAUCCCAGAAGGAAUCCCGGGAAUUCCAUGGAGAAUCCCCGCGGGAAUUGUCGCGCACUCACAGGACGCUCUCGGCGGAUUCGGGAUUGCUCCGGGAGCAGGGAAAACCUUGGAAUGUCAUCACGAGGGAGAUGAGGAACGCCACGGCUCGCAAAUCCACCAAGGAUUCCACCCUGGUGUGAAGGAAAAUCGGGAUUUUCCCAGGAGCUUCCCGGGAUUGGCGGUUCUGGAGCGGGAGUUGGUUUUUUCCCAUGUUUUUGGUGGUUUUUCCAUGGAAAAAUCAGGAUUUUUGGCUUUUAUCCACAGCCAAAAUCCCUCUGCUGCCCGCCUGGAGCCCCCCAGAUCCAUCCCAGCCCAUCCCAGGAAAGGAUCUGGAAAAUGGGGAUGAGGAGCAGGAAAUUGGAAUUUUCAGGAGAAUUCCGUCCUUUUCCGGCAGAUUUCGGCUGAUUUUCCCGCCCUUCUCCUUCCUCCCUGCUCCAUCCUCAUCCUCAGCACGACCCUGGGAUCGAGGGGGGGUUUGGGGUGGGGAAAAGCAGGAUUGGGGUGGGAAAAAUCAGAUUUAGGAUGGGAAAAAUCAGAUUUGGGGUGGGAAAAACAGAUUUGGGAUGGGAAAAAGCAGAUUUGGGAUGGGAAAAAGCAGAUUUGGGGUGGCCAAGAACAGAUUUGGGGUGGGAAAAACAUUUGGGAUGGGAAAAAUCAGGUUUGGGUUGUCAGGAAGGGGAUUUGAGGUGGGAAAAAACAAUUUGGGGUGGGAAAAAGCAGAUUUGGGGUGGGGAAAAUUGGACUUGGGGAGGCCAAGAACAGAUUUGGGGUGGGAAAAAUCAGGACUGAGAUGGGAAAAAUCAGAUUUGGGGCGGGAAAAAUCAGAUUUGGGGUAGAAAAAAUCAGAUGUGGGGUGGCCAAGAACAGAUUUGGGGUGGGAAAAAGCAGAUUUGGGAUGAGAAAAAUCAGAUUUGGGGUAGAAAAAAUCAGAUUUGGGGUGGCCAAGAACAGAUUUGGGGUGGGAAAAACAUUUGGGAUGGGAAAAAUCAGGACUGGGAUGGGAAAAAUCAGAUUUGAGGUGGGAAAAAUCAGAUUUGGGAUGGGAAAAAUCAGAUUUGGGAUGGGAAAAAUCAGAUUUGGGAUGGGAAAAAUCAGAUUUUGGGUGGGAAAAAUCAGAUUUGGGAUGGGAAAAAUCAGAUUUGAGGUGUCAGGAAGGGGAUUUGGGGUGGCAGAGAAGGAGUUUGGGGUGUCACUGUUAUCAUCCCAAAAUCCAGUUGUUAUCCCAAGACCAAUUCCCCUGGAAUUCCGAGUCCUGCAUCCCUGGAAAACCCCAGAUCCAGGAGGGAUCCACACACCAAAGCUCUGCCUCUUUCCAGUCACCUCCAAAACCAAGAGAUAAAUGAAAUAAAAAUAAAUCCUGUUUUUUUUGUAGGAUUUUAAGGAAUGCCACAAUUCCUUUUCUCCUUUGAAAACCCAAAAUUCCACAUUUUUUUUUGCUCCAUGACCUUGGGAAAAAAAACAAAAAGCAGCUCCGAGCUCCCACGGCGACAGAAAAGUUUCAAACAUUUCAAAGGAAUUUUUUUUUCUUGUUGUUGUUGAAGUUUUUUUUUUUUGGGGGGGGAUUUUUUUUCCUCCUUUUUAUUCUCAUCCUCAUUAAAACCAAAUCCAGAAAUUCCUUGGCACCCUCUGGAAAAGCUUCCCCUUGGAGAAUUCCUCCUCAACAAAAGCUUGGAGUGUGCUCACAUUCCAGCUUUUUUUAUGGAAAAUUCCCAAAGCAAGAGUUUGGGGGUUUGUUUUUUGAGGAUAAACAUGAAACCAUCCAGGUUUUUUUUUUGGUUUUCCCAUGGAAAAGAGGUCCCAAAAAGCAGGAUUUGGGAUUUUCCAGCUUUUUUUUUUUUUUUUCCUGGGAAUUCAAGGGCUUCUCUCUACCUGUGGUUUUUCCGCUUCUUCCCAAGGCUGGGAAAUUGAGGAUGGAAAAAAAUCAGGAAGUGCUUGGAGGAUUUUUGGAUUGGGGGGUGAUGGUG
This is a messenger RNA of Poecile atricapillus (Black-capped chickadee), 3781 nucleotides long. RefSeq names its product transmembrane protein 221 (gene TMEM221). The record is from RefSeq and is a predicted model, not a curated record. NCBI's taxonomy places the organism in Eukaryota, Metazoa, Chordata, Aves, Passeriformes, Paridae. The transcript has 3 exons. The coding region runs from base 371 to 1957 and encodes 528 amino acids.